Messenger RNA from Echinops telfairi (small Madagascar hedgehog), 4508 nucleotides. RefSeq names its product glutamate ionotropic receptor NMDA type subunit 2A (gene GRIN2A). The transcript is spliced from 14 exons. Gene Ontology annotation, cellular component: NMDA selective glutamate receptor complex; postsynaptic membrane; plasma membrane. NCBI's taxonomy places the organism in Eukaryota, Metazoa, Chordata, Mammalia, Afrosoricida, Tenrecidae. Gene Ontology annotation, molecular function: NMDA glutamate receptor activity; transmitter-gated monoatomic ion channel activity involved in regulation of postsynaptic membrane potential. Gene Ontology annotation, biological process: synaptic transmission, glutamatergic; long-term synaptic potentiation; excitatory postsynaptic potential. Bases 1 to 4287 code for a protein of 1428 amino acids. The record is from RefSeq and is a predicted model, not a curated record.
AUGCGGACAGCGUGGGACAGCGGCCGAGAUGCUUGUGCGCGCAGCGCGCCCCACCGCAUCUUCGACCUUCUCCGGCUACAGAUGCCCUUGGACGUGAACGUGGUGGCGCUGCUGAUGAACCGCACCGACCCCAAGAGCCUCAUCACUCACGUGUGCGACCUCAUGUCCGGGGCGCGCAUCCACGGCCUGGUUUUCGGGGACGACACCGACCAGGAGGCCGUGGCCCAGAUGUUGGAUUUCAUCUCCUCGCAGACUCUCGUCCCCAUCCUGGGCAUCCACGGGGGCGCCUCCAUGAUCAUGGCAGACAAGGAUCCGACGUCUACCUUCUUCCAGUUCGGGGCGUCCAUCCAGCAGCAAGCCACCGUCAUGCUGAAGAUCAUGCAGGACUAUGACUGGCAUGAUUUCUCCCUGGUGACCACCAUCUUCCCCGGCUACCGGGACUUCAUCGGUUUUAUCAAGACCACAGUGGACAACAGCUUUGUGGGCUGGGACAUGCAGAACGUCAUCACGCUGGACACUUCCUUUGAGGACGCCAAGACACAGGUCCAACUGAAGAAGAUCCACUCCUCCGUCAUCCUGCUCUACUGCUCCAAAGACGAGGCCGUGCUCAUCCUCGGCGAGGCCCGCUCCCUCGGCCUCACCGGCUACGACUUCUUCUGGAUCGUGCCCAGCCUGGUAUCUGGCAACACCGAACUCAUCCCCAAAGAGUUUCCAUCGGGACUCAUCUCGGUCUCCUACGAUGACUGGGACUACAGCUUGCAGACCCGCGUGCGGGACGGCCUGGGCAUCCUCACCACGGCAGCGGCCUCCAUGCUGGAGAAGCACUCCUACAUCCCCGAGGCCAAGACCAGCUGCUAUGGGCAGGCUGAGAAGCCGGAGGGCCCGCUACACACGCUGCACCAAUUUAUGGUCAAUGUGACAUGGGAUGGCAAGGACUUGUCCUUCACUGAGGAAGGCUAUCAGGUGCACCCGAGGCUGGUGGUGAUUGUGCUGAACAAGGACCGGGAAUGGGAGAAGGUGGGCAAGUGGGAGAACCAGACGCUGAGCCUGAGGCACGCCGUGUGGCCGCGAUACAAGUCCUUCUCCGACUGUGAGCCGGACGACAACCAUCUGAGCAUCGUCACCCUGGAGGAGGCGCCCUUUGUCAUCGUGGAAGACAUCGACCCGUUGACUGAGUCAUGCGUGAGGAACACGGUGCCCUGCCGCAAGUUCGUCAGAAUCAACAAUUCCACCAACGAGGGGAUGAAUGUUAAAAAGUGCUGCAAGGGCUUCUGCAUCGAUAUCCUUAAGAAGCUCUCCAGGACGGUGAAGUUCACCUACGACCUCUACCUCGUGACCAACGGGAAGCACGGCAAGAAGGUCAACAAUGUGUGGAAUGGGAUGAUCGGUGAGGUGGUCUACCAGCGGGCGGUCAUGGCGGUGGGCUCGCUCACCAUCAACGAGGAGCGGUCGGAAGUGGUGGACUUCUCAGUGCCCUUCGUGGAGACGGGAAUCAGUGUCAUGGUUUCCAGGAGCAAUGGCACCGUCUCCCCUUCGGCUUUCCUAGAGCCUUUCAGUGCCUCCGUCUGGGUGAUGAUGUUUGUCAUGCUGCUCAUCGUCUCGGCCAUCGCUGUCUUCGUCUUUGAGUACUUCAGCCCCGUGGGGUACAACAGAAACUUAGCCAAAGGGAAAGCACCCCACGGGCCUUCUUUCACCAUUGGGAAAGCCAUCUGGCUGCUCUGGGGCCUGGUGUUCAACAACUCCGUGCCUGUCCAGAACCCGAAAGGGACAACCAGCAAGAUCAUGGUGUCCGUCUGGGCCUUCUUCGCCGUCAUCUUCCUGGCCAGUUACACCGCCAACCUGGCCGCCUUCAUGAUUCAGGAGGAAUUUGUGGACCAGGUGACGGGCCUCAGUGACAAAAAGUUUCAGAGACCUCACGACUAUUCCCCACCUUUUCGCUUUGGCACGGUGCCCAACGGGAGUACAGAGAGAAACAUUAGAAACAACUACCCCUACAUGCAUCAGUACAUGACCAAGUUCAACCAGAAGGGCGUGGAGGACGCAUUGGUCAGCUUGAAAACGGGGAAGCUGGACGCUUUCAUCUACGAUGCGGCCGUCUUGAAUUACAAGGCUGGGAGGGAUGAAGGCUGCAAGCUGGUGACCAUCGGGAGUGGGUACAUCUUUGCCACGACUGGCUAUGGAAUUGCCCUGCAGAAAGGGUCCCCUUGGAAGAGGCAGAUUGACCUGGCCCUGCUCCAGUUUGUGGGUGAUGGUGAGAUGGAGGAGCUGGAGACGCUGUGGCUCACGGGCAUCUGCCACAACGAGAAGAACGAGGUCAUGAGCAGUCAGCUGGACAUCGACAACAUGGCGGGUGUCUUCUACAUGCUGGCGGCCGCCAUGGCCCUCAGCCUCAUCACCUUCAUCUGGGAGCACCUCUUCUACUGGAAGCUGCGCUUCUGCUUCACGGGCGUGUGCUCUGACCGCCCGGGGCUGCUCUUCUCCAUCAGCAGGGGCAUUUACAGCUGCAUCCACGGGGUGCACAUUGAAGAAAAGAAGAAGUCGCCCGACUUCAAUCUCACGGGCUCCCAGAGCAACAUGCUCAAGCUCCUCAGAUCGGCCAAAAACAUCUCCAACAUGUCCAACAUGAACUCCUCGCGGAUAGACUCACCCAAGCGAGCCGCCGACUUCAUCCAACGAGGCUCCCUCAUCAUGGACAUGGUGUCCGACAAGGGGAACCUGAUCUACGCAGACAACCGCUCCUUCCAGGGCAAAGAGAGCAUCUUUGGGGAGAACAUGAACGAACUCCAGACGUUUGUGGCCAGCCGGCACAAGGAUAACCUCAACAACUACGUGUUCCAGGGACAGCACCCUCUCACCCUCAACGAGUCCAACCCAAACACGGUGGAGGUGGCAGUGAGCACGGAGUCCAAAGGGAACUCCAGGCCCCGACAGCUGUGGAAGAAGUCCAUGGACUCUCUACGGCAGGACUCCCUGACCCAGAACCCAGCCUCCCAGCGAGAGGAGGGGACCGUGGAGAACAGGGCCCACCCCCUAAAGAGCCCCAGGUACCUUCCCGAAGAGGUGGCCCACUCGGACAUCUCAGAAACGUCGAGCCGGGCCACGUGCCAUAGAGAGCCGGACAACAAGAACCACAAGACCAAGGACAACUUCAAGAGGUCCUUGGCCUCCAAGUUCCCCAAGGACUGCAGCGAGGUGGACCGCACCUACCCCAAAGCCAAAGGGAGCUCCCCCAGGGACAAGAUCUACACCAUUGAUGGGGAGAAGGAGCCCAGCUUCCACCUCGACCCGCCCCAGUUCAUCGAAAACGUGGCCCUUCCCGAGAACGUGGACCUGCCAGAAGCCUACCAGGACCACAGCGAGACCUUCCGCAAGGGGACCGCCACGCUGCCGAUGAACAGGAACCCGCUCCACAAUGAGGACGGGCCCCCCAACAAUGACCACUACAAACUGUACUCCAAGCACUUCACCCUGAAGGACAAAAGCUCCCCAUGCAGCGAGGGAAGCGACCGGUACCGGCCGAACUCCACGCACUGCAGGAGCUGCCUCUCCCACCUGCCCACCUACUCGGGCCAUUUCACCACCCGGUCGCCGUUCAAAUGCGAUGCCUGCCUGCGUCUGGGGAACCUGUACGACAUCGACGAGGACCAGAUGCUCCAGGAGACGGGAACCCCAGCCACCCAGGAGGAGGUCUACCCGCAGGACUGGGCCCAGAACAACGCCCUGCAGUUGCAAACGAACAAGCUGAGGAUUAGCCGUCAGCAUUCCUAUGAUAACAUCCUGGACAAGCCCAGGGAGCUCAGCCUCAGCAGGCCCUCCCGGAGUAUUAGCCUCAAGGACCGGGAACAGUUCCUGGAGGGAAACUUGUACGGCAGCCUCUUCAGUGUCCCGUCUAGCAAACUCACGGGGAACAAGAGCUCCCUUUUCCCCCAGGGUCUGGAGGACAGCAAGAGAAGCAAGUCCCUCUUGCCAGACCACUCCUCCGACAACCCUUUCCUCCACUCCCACGGGGAGGACCAGCGCCUAGUCAUUGGCAGAUGUCCCUCUGACCCUUACAAACACUCGCUGCCCUCCCAGACAGGGAACGACAGCUACCUGCGGUCAUCCUUGAGGUCUACGGCUUCCUACUGUUCCAGGGACAGCCGGGCCCACAGCGAUGUGUAUAUUCCAGAGCAUGUCAUGCCUUAUGCUGCAAAUAAGAGUAAUGUGUACUCUGCCCCCAGGGUUUUAAAUUCCUGCAGCAAUAGACGCGUGUACAAGAAAAUGCCUAGUAUCGAAUCCGAUGUUUAAAAACGCUUUCAUUGAUGUUUUAUCUAUAGGGAAACAUACACAAUCGGCAGCGUUCUGGAGGGUCAGAGGCGGGUGUCCAAUAACACCCCCUGUGAAGAAGAAGAGGAAGAAGAGGAUUUAGGGAGGUAUAUAUAGAUAUAGAUAUAUUUUUUCGUUUUGUUUUCUGUUUGUCUUCUGUUGGCUCUAUUUGCACAUGGCUCCAUGCCAUUGUCUCCCACUCG